This is a messenger RNA of Sardina pilchardus (European sardine), 4596 nucleotides long. It is a transcript of the gene cusr, whose product is annotated as Copper-only SOD repeat protein. The transcript is spliced from 10 exons. Gene Ontology annotation, molecular function: metal ion binding. The coding region runs from base 415 to 3390 and encodes 991 amino acids. NCBI's taxonomy places the organism in Eukaryota, Metazoa, Chordata, Actinopteri, Clupeiformes, Clupeidae. The record is from RefSeq and is a predicted model, not a curated record. Gene Ontology annotation, biological process: superoxide metabolic process.
UGGAGCCAGCCAGCCAGCCAGCCACGCAGAGCUCUUGCACUGCUCUCUCUGUCUCUCUCUCUCUCUCUCUCUCACACACACACACACACACACACACACCGAUGCACACACACACAGACACAGCAUAUACUUUAUAUGUCACAUAGUGUACACAGUCACCUGUCUUCAGGCACACGCAGCUGCAUACUCACCCACACAUACACACACACACACACACACAGACACGCACGCACACACACACACACACACAGACACAUUCAGAAGGGGAACUAAGAAUUGAGGGUCAACGGUGCGUAUCCUGCUCACACGCACAUAGAGCAUUCAUUUAUAUACACGCAGUCACACACACACACACACACACACACACACACACACACACCAGAGCUCUCCCAUACACACUUCAAGUGUGUCAUCAUGCGCUUCUCUUUGCUGCUGCUGCUGUUGGCCGUUUUGGGCUCAGGGCACUGCGUUCAGUACAGCGCCUAUUUCAACAUGGCCGGCGUCAUGGGCUCAGUGCAGUUCAACUCGACAUCAGGGGAAGCGAUGGUCAACCUCACCGGCACGUGUAACACUCUCAACUUCUCCCUGUCUGUGUUCCCCGUCAUGUAUGGCACCUUUCGGCAGCCUUGCAUGGAGGCUUACAUCGGCGCCAGCGUCUUCGAGUUCUCCGUCGACUCAGCCGACUCGACGGUCAACGUGUCGAGCCUGUUCACCCAGAUGUCGAGCCUCGACGCCCUGUCCCUGACGGUGACGACGUGCGACGGAAAGUCCUGCGCCGUCGUCGGGCGAGAGGAACCGGUGAGAACCUGGCGGGCUCGGUUCUUCACCCCCGUGGCCGGCGACGUCUACUUUCGGCAAAUCGCGGGAGAGGAAGGAGCCACGGUCCUCGCGGACUUGUACUACGUCCAACAAAGCGCGGCCAACCUCGCUAGCGUCAACGUGCUAACGUCGGCUAGCUCCGCGGCGGACUGCGAGGCACUCCUCAACAGCAAUGCCGACCUUGACAGUUCGACCCUGCUCGGACCGUUGAGCGUCGGCUCUCCCGUCGCCCUCGUCAAGUCCCGGCGUUACGCGGCGAGUUUCGACAGCAGCGCGGUGCGCUACGUUCUCCUGCACAUGGCCGCCACCAACAGCUCGGCGUGCGCUCCGCUCCGCCGCCUGGAGGAGAAGGUGGUCCGGUCGCGCGUCGACAUGAGAGGCAUCAAGGGCGUCUUCGUGUUCAGACAGGCGUCUCCGUUCCACACCACCGCCAUCACGGUGAACCUGACCAACCUGCGACGCCUGGUGGGACCGUACCACGUUCACAACUACCCCCUCCCGGAGACGAGGUCCCCCCCGCAGAGCCGAUGCGCCAACGACGACAUCGGCGGUCACUGGAACCCUUUUGGCGUCAACGUCUCGAGCCCCGCGUACCCCACGGGACCCGGUUCCACCCACGACCUCUACGAAGUGGGAGAUCUCAGCAGCAAGCACGGUUUCCUGGCAGGCAUGAUGGAAUUCGAGCGUUCCUUUACGGAUUGGCAUCUUCCGCUCUUUGGGCGGAACAGCAUCGUGGGCCGGUCCAUGGUCCUUCACGAGCUCGACGGGGCCAGGUACGCGUGCAGCAGCAUCGGCUACCCUGGCGCCGUGACGGUGGGCAGGGCGAUCUUCCAGUACCCGGUGGUGGGCACCGCCCUGCUCACCCAGCUCACCAGCGACCCCGACUCGGACGUGUCCGUGUUCCUGGACCUCUCCUACGGGGCGAACUCGACCGCGGGCACCACGGGCCACAACUGGCACGUCCACAUGUACCCCAUCAGCUCGGAGAGGGACGACGACGGCAGGCGAUGUGGCACCACCGGCGGCCACUGGAACCCCUUCGCCGUGAACGCGACCGGCGCCACUUACGCGACAUACUGCAGACCGGGGAGCCCGUUCGCCUGCGAGAUCGGGGACUUCUCGUCCAAGCUCGAGACUCUGGACCUCGGGUCCGUGCCGGGCGUACUGUCCACGAAGAGCUUUUUCACCGACUCCACUUUCUUGCUGUCCGAGUCCGUCGGCAGGUCGAUCGUCAUCCACGCGGCGGACGGCGGCGGCCCCAGGAUCGCCUGCGCCAACCUGACCCGACUGAGCUUCCCCGCCGCCGCCACCGGCACCUGGCUCGGGGGCGGCGUCUCGACCGGCAGCGUCCGCUUCUCCCGGGACUCCCCGCAGGGACUGACCAGCGUCGCCGUCUCCCUGGGCAACCUCGGGGGCAUCGUCGGGGGAUACCACGUCCACAUCCUGCCCGUCCUGAGCGGACGGGAGCCCUGCGCCAACGACAACAUCAUGGGUCACUUCAACCCGUUCAACAUCAACACGUCGGCCGACCCGGCGCCGGGCGUGGGCACCACCGACCAGUACGAGGUCGGGGACCUGGGCGGGAAGUUUGGAACGCUGAGGGAGCUGACGGAGCUGCAGGCCCACUUCAUGGACAGCAACAUGCCAGUGUCUGGACAGAACAGCGUCGUCGGCCGGUCUGUGGUUCUCCACCACCUCAACGGAUCAAGGUUGCAGUGCUCGGACAUCUCCGCGGAGACGACCAACGGGGCCGAGUGGGUGACGGCGAGCGCCAGCUUCAGUGGCACCGUGUCCGGAACUGUCACUCUGUCACAACAGAGCUUUCCUGAUGGCAGCUACAGUGACACCAUGCUGGAAGUAAACCUGCAGAUAAACUCCACAAAUAACACGCAAGCCUACUGGUUUCUGACUGAGAAUCGAGUCGGUGCCAACAGCACGGACUGCAGUGGUGCAGGAGGCACGUACAACCCCUUCAAUGUGACCGAGUCGAGCUCCACCUGUAUGGCGGACAGUCCCCUCAACUGUGAGGUGGGAGAUCUGAGUGGCAGGCAUGGCGUCGUCGACCUGACCAAGAGACAGCUGUUCAUUGACAGUACGCUGCAGUUGGCUGGGGAUUUCACAGUCAUCCACAGGUCACUGGUCCUCCGUCAGGGAAGCGAUGUCAUCGCCUGUGCCGCGAUCCUCCCGCAGUCGCCGUCUGCUCAGCAGUUCUUCCCCGUCGCGUCGACGUCUUUCAGCAGGUUCGACUUCCGUGACCGAGUGUCGAAAGUCCUCAACGUGAGCAUCUCGAGGAUCACCCUCCUAGCCGGGGAUCUCUCCGCGGCCCGCACCGACGGCUGUCAGCAGGUCGCCUUCAUGGUGUCAGGCAAUGUGAGUUCCAGCGCACUGAGCUCAGUCAGAUCAAGUGCACUGAUGGGCCCGUUCCUGGAGUCCGGCACCAGCUGCGACCGAGACGGCACUGCCACCACAGCUCCUCCAGCCACAACUCAGAGUUCCAGUGCUCACGGCCUGUGGGCUGGGGAGAGGGCCCUGGCCAUCACACUAACUGCCGCCAUGUUCCUUCAGCUGUGACUGCAACAUUAAGUUAUGUACUUGCAAAGCCUGUCUGUCGUCAACCACAAAGUAUCACCAGGGACUGUGAGCCAAGCAUCGUUUGGCCGUCACUGCCAUUUUGUCAUCCUCAGACUGUAGUGCCAAGUAUGCAGUCAUGAGGAACAUGCUUUGUUUUUUCAUUGUGCGUGACUUUUUUUUAUUAUUAUUUUAAUUCCAACAGAAUGACAAAGUACAUUGGCUAUGUAACUUCUUAACAAAACAAAUCUAUCUGGGAUAUGUGUGUACAGGCCAGUUUUCAGUUUCAGUAAAUGCUCCUCCUCCUAAACAUCUUGUUUACACUCAUAUUUGUAUUUUCAACCUCGUCUUUAAACUGAGUAAUGUGAACUAAGCACUGUUUUACAUUUUCUGUUCAGAUAUAAAAUAUUUUUUAAAGUAUCUGUUAACUACUAUCUGUCUACUUACAUGUACACCUGCUGCAUGGUUUGUUGUUUUUGGGGUAGUAGCCUCAUCAUUUCUUAUCUUUUUUAACAAACAGCAGCAUAGUUGUAGUCUACUGUUUUGUAAAACAAAAUCACACAGAAAAUCAACUACACUUCUUCUGUGUAGUUGUAAUUUACUCUAUAUAUCACCCUCCUCUCUUAGGCUACUGUAUGAUUCUUGUGACUUCAAAGAUGUUUAAUUUCUUUUGAAGAUGAGGAGGCUUAUUGGAGGUCGGUCUGCUUUGUGAUUAUUUGAUUUUAAUUUCAUUAAUGAAUUAAAUAAUGAAUGUUAAUAUUAUGCACUAAUUGCAACAAAAAGCACUGGUACGUCCUCUUUGUGAGACACUUCAUUAGCAAUGAUGGCCUAUGUCUGUAGAUGUGAACAUAGCCAAAGCUGUGACCAAAAUAUAAUUUGUGACUCAAUCUGACGAAAUGAAGUUGCAUAUUCAAAAUUGACAUACAGGCAGAUUUGGCCUAAUACAAAACAUUGAACAUAGUAUUUUUGCAUCAGCAUUGUGUUCUCUUUCCAUGGGUAUCAGAGAUUUUUUUUUUUAAUUGUUGGUCACUGUGACUUAUUUUGCCAGAUCAGGUCACAUUUGUACGUUUGUAUAUUUCUUGUUUUCUGUCAUCAUGCUUGGCGUGGAAUGUAUUAUAGGCUAUUUGAAGUGCACUAUUUCCUGCAUCAAUUGACAAUGUGAAUGUAGACUUCAUUUUCACAGUGCAUUAAAGGAAACUAUUCACUGUA